CGAGCGGCGAAACGCCGUAAAAAAUGCGCGCGACGCGCUGCACCUGACCUGAGCAUGAGCCUGACCCUGACGGCCUGACCUGCUCCCUCCCACCGACUCGCGCCCGUGCGCCCGCCUUAAGACCGGGCGUGCCCCCGCGCGCGGCUACGACGGACGGGCAAACUCGCGCUUCUCGCACGGUGUGAGUGCGUGCUGCGGCAGAUGCAGGAGGCGGGGCGCAGGGCGGUGCCGCAGUUCGCCGGCGUCGACCUCCGUCGGCCGAAGGGGUACCCGGCGGUGGUGGCGGUGGCGGUGGUGCCGCCGCCGGCUAAGGCGGAGGUGGCGGCCGGCGGCGGCGGCGGCGACCCGUGCCCGCGGUGCGAGUCGCGGGACACCAAGUUCUGCUACUACAACAACUACAACACGUCGCAGCCGCGGCACUUCUGCAAGUCGUGCCGGCGCUACUGGACCAAGGGAGGCUCCCUCCGCAACGUCCCCGUCGGCGGCGGCUCCCGCAAGAGCUCCUCCUCCUCCUCCUCGCCGGCGUCGCCGCCAGCCAAGAGCCCCAAGCGCUCCAAGAACUCCAAGCGCCGACGCGUCUCCCCGCCCCCGCCGGAGCCCACGCCGACGCCGCACACCACCACCGACACCACCACUACUACUACUACCGCUGCCGACGUAGCCGCACCGACGGGACCGCAAGCCUCAGCCAAGGAAGCCCCGGAACACCUCGCCGUGGCACCGACCCAGCCGGCGGAAGGUGGUGGUGGCUUCACUGACCCGUCGGUGGCGCUCGGGCUCGGCCUCGCCGACGCCGGCGGCGGGAAGGAGCUUCUGGACUCGAGCCCGUUCGAGUGGCCGUCGGGCUGCGACCUCGGGCCAUACUGGCCUACCGGCGUGUUCGCCGACACCGACCCGUCGCUCUUCCUUAACAUGCCAUGAGGAAGCCUCCCGGACAAGAGGAUGGUCAGCAAAAAUCUUCAAGCUUUAUUGAUCAAGUUCUUGAUUUCAGCUCUGUUUCCAGCUUCUGAUUUUAGUUUUCCCGGCUUAUAAUUAAUAUAAUCCAAAUGCUAACUUAGGAAGAGGAAGAUGAACUGCGUAUGUAAAUCUGUGCGUGCGUUCUUGGCUUUGUAUUUCCCGAAUGAAAACCACAACAAGAUUUGCUCAAGUUGCAAGGACAAUCAACCGCUGUUCUUCCUCUUUGCAAUCA
Oryza brachyantha (malo sina) is the source of this 1189-nucleotide messenger RNA. Its product is annotated as dof zinc finger protein MNB1A-like. Lineage: Eukaryota; Viridiplantae; Streptophyta; Magnoliopsida; Poales; Poaceae. The coding region runs from base 202 to 921 and encodes 239 amino acids. Gene Ontology annotation, molecular function: DNA-binding transcription factor activity; DNA binding. The record is from RefSeq and is a predicted model, not a curated record. Gene Ontology annotation, biological process: regulation of DNA-templated transcription. The transcript has a single exon.